AUGUCGAUGCUUUCGCCCGAGAAGCUCAAUGCGAGCUCCAACUCUAUUCACACGGACGAUGAUUUCGACAUGACUUUCCACGACCCGCCCUCGUCGCCUUUUGUGUCGCAUAUCGAGAUUAACGACCAAGAAAACAUUGCGCCAGGCGAAAUGGCUACACCCUCGAAAUCUCUGCUCGACUUUGACGAUGUCCCGCAAUCAGCGUUCAAGGUCUCUCCCGAGAAGAAAUCCGGGCUCAAGGAGCGCGCCAGCCCGAUGAAGACAUCGCCAGUAAAGAAUCUGAUGGGCGACUUUGAGGACGCCGCGAGAGAGGAGUCUACCAGUGGCCGAUCCAGCCCCAGGAAGAGCUCGCCCGGCAAGAAACUAUCCAUGGAACGUUCCGAGUCCGCCAUGAGCAGCCGAUCUCGCAAGAGCCAGUCGCCCUCGAAGUUAUCUCGCACCCCCUCAGCUGAACCGAUCCACCGCGCGCCUACAUUCGAAACAGAUGCCGAAGUACUACCAACCCCAUCGAGCCGGGCGAGUUCGUCACACAGGGAGCCUGUGCUCCGGGAGAACGAGGGCUUGACUGUCGCCAUGAAGUUCAUGGAGGAGAUGCGCACAGAGAGACAGGAGACUUUGGUUCGACAGAGAUCGUACGAAGACAAGUACGACAUCGACCUGGACAUCGAUAACACCGAGUUCAACCCUGACGGUCCAAGCCUUACCUCGGCCGACGUGGACGACACCAGCUUCAGCAUGUUCUCAGAGAUGCCUGGCAUCGACAUGACCAAGUUUGCCUUUCUACAAAAGAGCCCGACCAAGGACGGAUUCUUGGACCCAGAUCUUCGCUCUUUCUACCAAAAUCAGCGAUCGCCCGCAAAGGGUGGAUCAUAUGUACCCUCUACUCCAAGUCAGAGCCGUCAGAUGCUGAACUUGCUGGACUUUGAGCUGCCACCUCCACCUACGCCACGGUCUCUACCUACCGUCACUAUCAGGGAGUUGGAGUCUGCGAAGUCGCAAUUCCAAUCACAAAUCUCCUCGCUCAGCGCCAGUCUGUCUGGCAAGGAAGCCGAGGUAGAUUCACUGGCGAAGGCAGUGGCAGACGCCGAACGUCGCGUGGGCGAAGCACAGGAAGCAGUCCGCGAGGAAAGCUCAGCACGUGAGUACGCCGAAGCUCAGAUGAUAGACUGGAAGAAGAAGGGUGAGGAGGUGCAGAAUCUUUUGCAAGACGUACAAGCAGAGCUUGCACGUAACGACUCAGAGCGCGAGCAGCUUCUCCAACGAUUAGCCGAAGCAGAGAAGCGUGCAGAUGACGCUGAAAACCGUUCGACAGAGCUUGAAACGAAGGUGAUCGAGGCCGAGAGCAAGAACGUCGACAUGACCACCUUCAUCAAUAACGAUGAUGGGGAGGAAAACAAGAAGAUCUACUCAGAAUUGGAAUGUCAGACAGCAAUCGCUGAGAAGGUCAAUGAGGUUGCCCGGGACCUGCACUCCGCCUACAAAGCCAAGCACGAGAAGAAGAUCAAGGCACUUAAGGACAACUACCAGAAGAAGGCCGACGAGCGGUGCAAAGAGCUGCGCCUCCAGAUCAUCCGUCUCGAGCGCCAAGUUGAAGAAGCAGAAAAGAAGCGGGACGACACUUUCAGCAAAGUACUUCCAGCGGGCGUGCAGCCCAAAGCAGACGAUCCCUCAACCUCCGUCUCCAACUCCGUCGAUCUUCAAAAACUCGAGGCCCAACGUGCAGAAAUCGAAAACCUCAAAGCCAAGCUCGCAGGCCUCCAGUCCGAGCUCCAAUCCCUCCGCAAAUCCAACGACUCGCUCCUCGUCGACCUCGAAGCCGAGCGCGUCGAAAAGGGCGAGCUCGUCGCCGCCGCAGAACAAAUGCUCUCCAUGUGCGGCCAGCAAAUGGAGGAAAUGCAACAGGACGAACUCCGCCGCUCGCAAUCAGGCAGUGCGCCGCCGUCCGCUCCGCCAAAGCAAAAAGCGCCUGCUGAAAACGCUAUGCGCAACACAGGCUUCCUCGCUGGCGGUCCGGCUCCUCCGCGUCCAGGCUCUUCGCUUGCUGCUGGCCGUCCCGGCAGUGCGUUGGGAGAUCGCUCAACGGGCAUUGCGAAGCCAUCGGGUCUCAGGGCGCCAGGCGGGUUUGGCUUUCAGAGCGGCAAUGCGGGCUUGAAUCGGAGUGCGAGUGGGGGUAAGAGUAGGCUGUUGAGCAAUAUCGAGCGCAUGGGUGGAGGCAAGGGCCAGGAGUAG
Messenger RNA from Parastagonospora nodorum SN15, 2229 nucleotides. RefSeq lists its product as hypothetical. The coding region runs from base 1 to 2229 and encodes 742 amino acids. NCBI's taxonomy places the organism in Eukaryota, Fungi, Ascomycota, Dothideomycetes, Pleosporales, Phaeosphaeriaceae. The record is from RefSeq and is a predicted model, not a curated record. The transcript has 2 exons. Gene Ontology annotation, biological process: cell population proliferation; mitotic spindle organization. Gene Ontology annotation, cellular component: cytoplasm.